UGUAUUUCUCUUUUAGCCAUGUGGUUCACACUCCCCACCAGCUGGUGGCGGUAAAGCUCACAUAAAGUUUUUUGCCAACCGCAGUACAAGAACAACGCAACAAGAAGUAGAAGAUCUCCCUGCCCUCUCCAAUAUGGCGGCCACCGUAAUGGCUCUGCUCUUAUUAUGAAGCCCCAGAGGCUGAAGUCCCGUCCCGGAGUUUAGUCUGGGAGUCCGCGGCCCGGGAUGUAGGACCUGGUUCCGGUUCUGGUUCCGGUUCUGCGGUGAGAUGCCUCUGGUCGGAGCAGAACUGGAGCGGCGGACUCUGACGGAGUGCGGAUACCGGUACCCCGCGGAGACUCUGAGGGACCUGCAGUCGGUUCGGGCUCGGUUCGGUGACCUGCGGCUCUGGGUGGACUUCUACUGUUUUCCAAAUAAGGAGCAGAGGAAGCUGGUCCAUCUGUCUGGAACCAUUCCGGUUCUCCAUCAAGACAGUCACUAUAACAUCCCGGUGUGCGUCUGGCUCCAUGAGACCCACCCGCUGUCCCGCCCUCGCUGCUUUGUCUGUCCCACCGCCACUAUGGUGAUCAAUCCAUUCUGUCCUUACGUGGAUUCUUCUGGUACCGUGAGUCUGGACGGGCUCCAGAACUGGACUCCGGGUGUGUCCAGCCUGUCCCUGUUGCUGUCGGAGAUGAGGGCUGCCUUCCAGAAGGACACGCCCCUCUACACCCGCCCUGUGGAAGAAGCCCCGCCCCCUGGAGCUGAGGAGGUCCGCUCCUCCUCUUCGCCACAGAGCCAGCGAACCUCCCAGGGCUCCUCCCUUUGGGCUCCACUCAAAGCCAGCCAAUGGGAGCAGGGAUGCGUCCGCUCAUCGUACACAGAGGAGCUGAUGGGGAUUGACUUCAGUGGGCCUCCUUCCUCCUGCAGCACAAACCCUUUUCUAGGCUCCUCCCCUUCAGGUGUGCCCCCCUCGGAGGCCCUCAGCAGGAUGAUGGGAGGGCUGAGCCUGGAUGGAGGCAGGCUUGGUGCUGCUAGUCCACAGUCAGAACCUGGGACGGGCACCGCCGACCUCAGACAGGUGUCGGCGCGGCUCUCUCCAGAACAGGCAGCUGCCUUCCUGGCUCUGACCACAAUGAAGGGGCGGAGCUUCGAUGUUGAUGAUGUCAUGGAGGCAGUCCAACACAGCCCAAAUCUUCCAGCCGCGCUGAAGUUCCUGACACACACCUGUCCAAUCUGCCGUGAACAGGUGUCCUUCAGCAAGAUGAUCACCAUGACUCACUGCUCCUGCUUCCUGUGCCAGAGCUGCUUCACCUCUUCUUUCUCCGUCGCCAUCAGGGAGCGCAGCGUGGACCAGCUCACCUGUCCGCAGUGCGGCAAACCGGAUCUCAGAGGUCAGAAGGUGCAGGAGGAGUCCAUGGACUACUUUAACCUGCUGGACACACAGAUUCGUCACUUCUUGCCUCCCGACAUCCACGAACUCUUUCAGAGGAAACUCCGAGACCGAGCCCUGCAGGACAUGCCCAGUUUUUGUUGGUGUGCUCAUUGUUCCUCUGGGGUGCUUCAUGAAUCAGACAGGUUGAGGAUGGACUGUCCCAGCUGCAGGAAGAGCACCUGUUCCCAGUGCAGAUCACCAUGGUCAACUCACCAUCAGGGACGGUCCUGUGAUGAGUUUAAGGUGUGGCAGCAGCAGAACCAGCAGGAUGAUCAUCCACCUUCCGUGCUCCAAAACCUUAUCGAAUGUCCCAGCUGUCAGUUUGUCUUCAGCCUGUCAAAGGGAGGAUGUCUUCACUUCACCUGCACCCAGUGUCGCCAUCAGUUCUGUGGCGGCUGCAGACAGCGCUUUUCUCUGGGUUCUGAAUGCAGCUUCUCUGCUCAGUGUGGCUCCAAAGGUCUUCAUGCCCACCACCCCAGGGACUGCCUGUACCACCUUAGAGACUGGAGCGUGAGCCGUCUGCACCAGCUUCUGCAGUAUCACAGAGUAUCCCCUUCCUGGUGGAGACCAUCCCAUGGCAGCUUGACUCCAUCCAGUAUGACAGCAUGUCCGAUGUUAGAGCUACGAGACAACAGCUUUGGGACUAAGGAAGAACCAUGUGGACGACCGGCGCUGUCUGAGUUCGGAGGAUACUGCCAGGGUCACUAUAAAGAGCGACUGGUGGAGCUGAUCAACCAUUGGCGUGUCGACCCAGCAGUCCUUUUCAGUCCUGCAGAGAUGAUUGCAGAACUACAGCGAUGGAACAUUGCCGUGCCAACAAGGAAGCUUGAAGAGCCAGAGCCAGUUUAUGCCCACCGCCUGCGGCUGGUUAGUGAUAUCAUUAUAACCACUGUUUACCUGGACCUAAUUGAGCAGCUGCACACAGUCAUAAUAACAAUCAGCUUUCAAAGAUUCAGCACUUGUAGGAAACACACUCGUAUCUUCCUGAAACCACACCUGAACCUUCCACGAUCCACACCUGGACCAUCCUGAAACCACACCUGAACCCUCCAUGAUUCACACCUGGACCAUCCUGAAACCGCACCUGAACCCUCCAUGAUUCACACCUGGACCAUCCUGAAACCGCACCUGAACCCUCCAUGAUUCACACCUGGACCAUCCUGAAACCGCACCUGAACCCUCCAUGAUUCACACCUGGACCAUCCUGAAACCGCACCUGAACCCUCCAUGAUUCACACCUGGACCAUCCUGAAACCGCACCUGAACCCUCCAUGAUUCACACCUGGACCAUCCUGAAACCGCACCUGAACCCUCCAUGAUUCACACCUGGACCAUCCUGAAACCGCACCUGAACCCUCCAUGAUUCACACCUGGACCAUCCUGAAACCGCACCUGAACCCUCCAUGAUUCACACCUGGACCAUCCUGAAACCGCACCUGAACCCUCCAUGAUUCACACCUGGACCAUCCUGAAACCACAUCUGAGCUAGGGCUGCAACAACGAAUUGAUAAAAUCGAUAAAAAUCGACUUUUAAAAGCGUUGGCAACAAAUUUCAUCAUCGA
Molecule: messenger RNA, 2973 nt
Organism: Cyprinodon tularosa
Lineage: Eukaryota; Metazoa; Chordata; Actinopteri; Cyprinodontiformes; Cyprinodontidae
Product: E3 ubiquitin-protein ligase RNF31-like
Exons: 18
Coding region: 269-2443 (724 amino acids)
Biological process (GO): protein linear polyubiquitination; protein transport
Cellular component (GO): LUBAC complex
Molecular function (GO): K63-linked polyubiquitin modification-dependent protein binding; ubiquitin protein ligase activity; linear polyubiquitin binding
Source: RefSeq, a predicted model, not a curated record